Scophthalmus maximus (turbot) is the source of this 4652-nucleotide messenger RNA. RefSeq names its product ciliary neurotrophic factor (gene cntf). The record is from RefSeq and is a predicted model, not a curated record. Bases 305 to 913 code for a protein of 202 amino acids. Gene Ontology annotation, biological process: ciliary neurotrophic factor-mediated signaling pathway; negative regulation of neuron apoptotic process. The transcript has 3 exons. NCBI's taxonomy places the organism in Eukaryota, Metazoa, Chordata, Actinopteri, Pleuronectiformes, Scophthalmidae. Gene Ontology annotation, molecular function: ciliary neurotrophic factor receptor binding.
UUCCUCAUGCCUGGCAUCAGGUUCCCGGGGGAAAGGGCGGAGAGUUGGCCCCGAGUGUGUAACACAAGUAACCGACAGCAGCGCGGACGGGGUCGGACGAACCGGGAAACGAGUGUUACGUUGCGAAGCGUCGGCGCAGCGGGUUUCAGCGGAGUGACAGGUUGACGCGAGCCGGGAGCGGGAAGCCCGCUGGUGUCGGGAUGAGGCGGGCGGCCACGGGGGUCUACAAGUACAUCAGAGGAGCAGUCGGUCGCUAAGUCCCUGCAAGUGAGCGUCUGCCCCCCCUGCGGCUGCUGGAUGUCCCAUGGCAGACAGGCGGACGAGAGACAUGACCGGCCCGGAUCUGAGCAGGACCACGGCGGCCCGGGCCACUGCUGUGGCCGAGCAGCUGCACCACGAGUGCUCCAUGUUACUGGAGCUUUAUAGAAAGAAGGAGAAUUUCACUCAUGCUGAGAUGGUGGCUGAUGGUCGCCUGGUGUCCGUCCCUCCUCCUUCCUCACAGCUGGACACCAGGGACACGCUCUGGCGCCUCCACUCUGCUCUGCUACAGUGCCGCAGCUUGCUGGAGAGAGCCAUCGCCAAAGAGGAGGAGGAGCUGGGUGGUGGCAAGAAGGGCGACUACGAGACCCAGAGGAAACUGGUGAAGGACCGACUCUCACUACUCUUAAUCAACACAGGGGAACUCCUCAGAGCUGCAGAUGGCACAGUGGUCCUGACACCCAAUUUGGAGGGAUUGGAGUUAGAUGGUCCGACCAAUCUGUUUGAGCUGAAGCUUUGGGUUUAUCGGAUCUUCAAGGAAGUGGACUACUGGACCAAGACGACCAUCACCACCUUGCAGGGCCUGCCUUCGUUGACGGCCAAGGAGCGAGUGAGGACCACUCGAGUCAGGAGCAUGAGAAGCGCCCGGAGAUGAGAGACAUGGGGAGUGUGUGUUGGUGAAUUGGAAUAAUGGGAGAGGGAGAGACAAAGUUAGAAAUGGAGAGGUAAGAGGGUGAAGGGAUGAAAAGAGGAGAGUGUAGGGGAAAUAGAUGAGAGAUCAUCAUGUGCUCAGAGAGACACACAGAUCCCUACUGACACAGGGAGAUGAGUUGUGUUUGGUUCAUUUUACAGCGUGAAGCCCCCUAUACAUGAACAGAGUCUCCAACCAUGUUCAUCAUUACAGUAACGACAGCUUUCGGUGCUGUCGAAGUAUUUAUUGUUAACAUUGUAUGAUGAAAUCUGAGAUAAUGAGUCAGGGUUAAGAUACUGAGUUCACUUCUUUCUUUCACACUUUGCUAUCAAGGAAACAAAACAUUGAGCUGUAUUUCACCCGCAAAAACACCUUACUCCGUAACGUGUUCCGUUUGCAUGCUUUACUCCUUUGAUACAGCUGAAGUGAUUAUUUAACAUAUACUGCCGGGUUCCACUGCAGCCGAGGGAAGAAGCAGUUAACAAGGGUAACAUUCUGAUGAAAAUGAGAACAUUUGAAUUCAUACAAUUCCAAGACUGUAGCUCUGUAAAUUUGAAUACUGUGGCUUUAAAUAACUCCAUAUAAGUUUUUUACCUGGGGAUGUGCAGCGAAUGAGGGGGGAAAAAACGUGUAACAGCACACUCUAGUGUUUAGAUGUUGCUAUUGCAUAUAUUUAUUUAUUCUUUCAUUUCUUUCUUUCUUGAUGUUCCCCAAUAAUGGCAAUUAUGUUAAAUUAUGCUGUGUUCUUAUAGGUUUUUGUUAUAUUGUUGGGUCACUUUGCUUGCGAUGAAACUGUACAAACGUGGCACCGGGUAUAUUGACAUAUCACAACAAUCAACAGUGCAAACACAUGGACAAAUGAAUAGGCACCAAAACGGGGAGUGUAGUGGAAAUCUGCUAUAAAAUUAUUUUGCAAAUAGUAAAAGUCUGCAAACUCAAGUGAUGAAUAAAUUAUGAUUAAAGGUCUAGUAUAAUUAAUGUUUUUGUGAUACUGAUUCUAGGGAUUUAAAGUCACAGCCCAGUAAGAGGGAUACGGAAAUCAUGUCCUCAAUCACAUAUUGUAUUUUGACUGUCAGCUGAAAAGGAGUUGUCUCCGUCAUGUGACCAGCUAUCUAUCCACUGGGCAGCUUCAACUCGCGCUGCAAUACUGGACGUACACUGUAGUUAAUAUGUUAACUUGUAGUCGAUUGCUUAUAUUGUGAUCAUGUAAAUAAAUAAAAAAUAACCCACGCAUGCCACUCUGUUAAUCCGUCCUGGGCUGAAGCACUAAUUAAAUUAGCAUCAGCCAUAAACUCAGAUAGUCUUUAAUAAUGCAUACGGCUUCGGGGCAAGAAAAGGAGAAGAUACUGUGAAUUGGAUUGAAUUCUGUGUAGAAUAGUUGUGCCUAGAUAACCAAUACGAUCUGUGAUAAUGUGGAGCACAAAGCAGACAAAAGAUUUGAUGGAAGAGAGGUUUGCUAUGUAAGACCGUUUUUUAGUGUAAGGGGACCAUAUUACAUUUAAACUUAAAACUAAGUUAAGGGCUGCGGAUUUCAUUUAGUUAAUGUUUGCCAUGUUACAUGCUGUAGGUUGAUAAACUGUUAGGUAGGUGCACUGGGAGUAUAAAAGCUUGGAUGUUGCUACUGGAAGGAAACAUGAAUGCGUUUUGUCAUUUGAUCUGAGUCCCCAUCGUUAAUUUCCAGAUUAAAUGUGACCCCUGAGAAAAAUAUGAGCUACUGUGCAUGUGCACUUAAUGAAGAAUGAAAAUACAUCAUAAAGAUCAAAUGCAUCAUAAAUACAUAAUAAUAAGUAAUUGGAGCACUGUACUUUCUAAUGUGAUAUACUGCGAAUACAAUACAUGUAUUGCAUUUGUUGUUCUGUAUAUGGAUUUGGGGAUGUGUUAUGUUCUUUCUUUUUUUAUCUACUCAGAUGAUGAACUAUCUGCAGGACUACACAGUGGAUAAAUCGUCUUAAUCUUUUUUUUCUUCUUUUUUUCCCCGAAAGGAUUUUCAGGCUCUGUUCUGUUAUGAGUUGCUUGAUUUGCUGGCCUGGUUGGCCCCGGAUCAAGACAAGGGAACUUAAGCCAAAGUUUGAAGUUUGAAUAUUCUGCCAUGACUUCAAAGGCUUAGCAAAGAUAAAUACAAUACCUUUAAAAAUGAUAUGAAAUAAUUGUAUUUAAUAGCAUUUUACUGUGGAAAGUUGUGGUCACCAAGAUCGUGGUGGUGUGAUUUUUCUUUUGAGUGUGUCUUUGAUGCAAUCCUGUUGUUGGUCUGAAUGCAGCUUUGGAGUCCAAACAUGAACUUUACUGGGAAAAAUGGGGAGUUUUUGGUUCCAACAGCUUCAUAUUAUUGUUUAUGAGCAACACAUAUCAGCUGUGAGUCAUGGACUGAUCUACACAAGACCCAUGAGCUGCUUUCAGACAUGAACUGAAGUCCUGACAUUUUUCCUGAACUUUUCCUGCCUGCCCUCUUUUAAGAUUUCUGUAAAAUCUCUGAGUGAGCCCAUCUGAGAAUAUAGCAGGAAAAAUCUCCGGAAGAUUCACGGCGAGCGGGUGGGCGCUCUACUUAGGCACCACCCCUCACCUUAGGAAUUUUCCCAUGGAUGCGAAAGGCAUCUGACUCGGACAAUCCCUCUGCUGCGUUUUCAAAUGUGAACGGCAAACUCUGGAAAUUUUCAAAAUCCAAUUUUCUGGACAUUUUGAUGUCUGAAAAAUUGUCAUUUAAGUCUCUCCUUCUCCUACAGUUCAUAUAAAGGACAGCACUGUGGUUACAUUCCUGGCAAAAUGCUAUUGAUUGAUUGUUUGCCCAAAUGUUUAUAAAUAUUUUUUUACUGUGUCUUCUUUACAAAUGUAGUUUGUUACGCCACCAAGUGCCCUCUCUGUUGACCUCUGGUGUAUAGAGCGAGCUGUAGAUAAAUGGCUCACAGCACAAAGAGAGGAUUAGGUUACCAUCACAUCUGUCUAUAAGCAGCAAGCAUACAGUAGGAAGCAGCCGUACUCAUUAGAGUUGUCAGCUUGACCGUAAAGAAUGUAUGGUUACCCCUCUUUAUCUCUGCUGGUCAAGCGAACAUAUUGACUUAUUUAUGAAUUGUUUCAGUGUCAUUGCCAUUUAUCUUUGGAGUUUAGGGUCAAGCAACAAUAAUCCCCAAUCCCGCAAAUGUGGUUUUAUCUGUGUAAUGACUGUCCCACUGGCCCCCGAUAAAAUGGUCACACAAGAGAGACCAGACACCGAGGCUUGAUGUAAUCUUUGGGCUGACAAAUUUGUUUUGCAUUUCCUUUUAUCGCUGUUGUCCAAAAGUCUCAAAUUAAAUCUAUAUUCUCUUGAGCUUUUAUUGCAAAACCCCUUUCAGACAUGGAUUCUGUAACAUUGCUGGAUUCAUUGAUCUGUUCAAGUUGCAGGUGUCUGGCUCUCUAACAUACAGCAGGCCUCAGUUGACUCACACAUGACACAUGAGUGUCAUGUGAUGGUCACUUGAUGUUGGCAAGACUUGGCAGUGUAGCGGGAUUGCCAUUGGCAAUUAUUUUCACGAUAAUUACAUUGAUUUAUUAUUUUGUGUUAAUGUUGAGACGUUAAAAAAGUCCACGUUACAACAAAUGAUAUAAAAGAUUAGAAAUACAGCAGACAAUCAUUCUAGAACCUGCAACAAGUGUAACUUUUUCGUCAGCUCCUUUGCAAGUCACCAUACACGUUAAUUAACUUACUGUCAAUAAAUACAAAUAAAGAUAA